Molecule: messenger RNA, 1851 nt
Organism: Zootermopsis nevadensis
Lineage: Eukaryota; Metazoa; Arthropoda; Insecta; Blattodea; Termopsidae
Product: acetylcholine receptor subunit alpha-type acr-16
Biological process (GO): monoatomic ion transmembrane transport
Cellular component (GO): membrane
Molecular function (GO): extracellular ligand-gated monoatomic ion channel activity; transmembrane signaling receptor activity
Source: RefSeq, a predicted model, not a curated record
GCUGCUGUCUCAGUGGGAUGUUUGUGGGUGCACUGUUACAACACAGCUUUUUCAUGCUGAUUUAGUGUCAGUUCAAUCAUGCCAGAAGCCAGUACUGCCCUGAGGUGUGUGGGACAGGAGCUCGCAGUACUCCUCUUCCUGGUUCUUACUCAGACACACACUGGGACUUUAGCUGCUGUUAGAGACACGGCAACUGGGACUCUGCCCCUUCGGACGCCGAGCGCGUGGAACGCCACGUGGACGGACCGUCUAAAGAAGGACCUGCUCUUCAGCUACGACAAGUACGCGAGGCCGGCACAGCACACCAACACAACGGUCGUCAGCCUGCACGUGACCUUCAGACACAUCGACCUGGAUGAAGAGAAGUCCAUUCUGACGGUGCAGGGCUGGGUAAGAAUGACCUGGACGGACGAGAAACUGAAGUGGAAUGAGAGCGACUACGGGGGUCUGAGCGUGCUUCACGUGGCAGACCACGAGGUCUGGCAGCCGGACAUCGUGCUGUACAACAGCGCGACUGGCAACGUGGUGGACCACUACGGAAACACGUACUGCGUCGCGUACCCCAAUGGGGAGGUGGUGUGGGUGCCUCCGUCGCAGUUCCAGGUGUUCUGCGACCUCGACCUGCGCACGUGGCCUUUCGACGUGCAGUCCUGCCACCUGACCCUGGGUUCCUGGACGUACGACGGGGACCACGUCGACAUUCACCUCGAUAAGCAGGGAUCGGAUGUCGAGGAACUGGAGACCAACUCGGAAUGGGAGCUCGUGGGAGUGGAGGAGACGCGCAACGUCAGGAUGUACGCGUGCUGCGUCGAGCCAUACAUCGACAUCACGUACAACCUGACUCUGAGAAGACGUUCCCCCACGUACAGCGCGAUCGUCAUCACCCCUGCCACGGUAAUCGUCUUGCUGACCUUGGCUAGUUUCUGGCUGCCGCCGACAGCGGGGGAGAAAAUCAUCCUGAACGGCUGCACGGCCAUCAUCAUCUGCAUAUUCCUCAUGUACUUCUCUCAGAAACUUCCCGCCAUGGCUGGACACACGCCUCUUGUAGUGCUCUUCUACAGCAGCAGUCUCUACAUGGUCUGCGUCGCCACCAUUCUGUCCGUGGUAGUGGUGAACCUGGCUUGCAACCACCACGCCACCCCGCUGCCCUGGCUGAUCAAGAACCUGCUGACCGGCUGGAUGGGUCAGGUGCUGUGCCUGGGGUACCUCGUCGACCAGGCGUCGUCCAUGCGUCACAACAUGUCGUCUGCAAACGCCGAGGAGCUGAGAGACCAGCAGGCCGUCGCAUUCGACGACCACGAUCACAUGGUUAACAGCAGCGACGAUCGGCAGAUGAUCACACCUCAGCGGGCUCGCGUUUCGUCGCAACAUGACUGGGUGGUGCUGGCAGCCGCCAUAGACAGGAUCGCCUUCCUCGUCUACUGUCUGCUCUUCACCAUCCUCGCCAUCGUGUACGCCGUCUAACCAUCUACUGUUUUGUUGACAUCACAGCGCCACCGUAUAUUUACCUUCUUACUCAGUUACAGUCUUCAGAAAGCCAUUUCAUCCCUUGGGGUCAAAUUAUUGCCUUCGUUCUUCAUACAUGGCACGUCCAUGUUCUGCAUGUUAACCCAGCUUACUAUUCCAAUAAAAUUCGGCGUAUGAAUAACAAUCUCAGUCGUAGUCAUGGCGACAACCAGAGCCACUCCACGUACUCCACGAACCCUGACCUCAGCUUUACAGAACGUUACGCACUUAAAUUAAAAUAGGCCACAUGUGAAGAAUAUUUUCGCCACGAGGGCCGUCUCAGCUUUUAUAGACAUGUUAAUCGUUGUAUUAUGUGAAUAAAAACAGAUGUUUUCUGCAAAUGAA